This is a messenger RNA of Phyllopteryx taeniolatus (common seadragon), 6037 nucleotides long. RefSeq names its product Kv channel interacting protein 3b, calsenilin (gene kcnip3b). Lineage: Eukaryota; Metazoa; Chordata; Actinopteri; Syngnathiformes; Syngnathidae. Gene Ontology annotation, molecular function: calcium ion binding; potassium channel regulator activity; RNA polymerase II cis-regulatory region sequence-specific DNA binding. Gene Ontology annotation, biological process: regulation of potassium ion transmembrane transport; negative regulation of transcription by RNA polymerase II. The record is from RefSeq and is a predicted model, not a curated record. The transcript has 7 exons. Bases 4475 to 5176 code for a protein of 233 amino acids. Gene Ontology annotation, cellular component: voltage-gated potassium channel complex; nucleus.
GUUGGAUAGAUGGAGGGACAAUGCAACUGGCACCUCCCAAGUUGAGCAUUAUCUUUUCUGUGACGCUGGUUGACUUCCAUCUAGUCAUCCAUUCUCUAUAGUGCUUGUUCUCAAUAAGGUCGCGGGUGAGCCAGAACCUAUCCCAGCUGACUUUGGGCGAGAAGCCAGGUACAUCCUGGACUGGUCGGCAGUCAAUCGAAGGGUACAUAUAGACUAAGAACCAGUCACACUGACAUUUACACACAUUACAUUGUGUAUAAUUUUACAGUGGCUUACAAUGAUGUUAAUUGUACUUCUUAGGAAUAAAACCCGUGUGUUUUUCAUGAACAUUUAGGCCUACUAUAGUGAGGAUAAGCGGUAAAGAAAAUGGACGGAUGAAUGUUCCUGUAUUUUAAUGUUAGUUAUUAUAGUAGUACUUGAAGUGCGAAAGUAUUUUUCUCCUUGGUGUAAAAUGUUUGAGAACGACUGCUUCAGAUGUUCCCUGAGCUGAAGUCUCACAAAAUUUGCGACAUCUCAAUGCUUUGUAUGACUAUUUGGGCGUUUUAGCAUUCUAGGGUCAUAUUGUGCUAUUCUAGAGCCAUGUUGGUCGUUUUGAUUUGGUCUUUGGGUUAGAGUGGCUCGUCGUCAGCAUGCCAAGACAAUUACAGCGGGAAGGCUUCAGGCGCCACAUUAGUGUUGGUAAUAUUGCUCAGCAUCAGUAAGUAAUAAAUUCAGCAAAAGCACCAGUAAUGUUCUUUUCUUUUAUUAUUCAUCACUCCUUUCAAUCGCAUCAGCCUUCUGAUACCCACGCUUCCUUCAGGCCUGUGGUGAUACACCCAGGUUUAGCAUUACCUCGCAUUAAUUAUACAUGCGGUAUUGAACAGGUUUUCUCUGAGGCCGCCUAAAUAUGGAACCCGGAGAACUCCUCCAGGGUCCUGGAGGACAUUCGUCAUCUAUCAGUCGCCAUUGCAUCAUGUGUCUCACCAUGCUCAUCCUCAUACUUCACCUCAUCAUAUCCUAUUGGGUCUGAAUUAUCGACUACACUCAUCUUCACCGCGAUGUUUCCAAAGAACAUCAUCAAAUUGUAUGAUUUCUACCUCAGCAAUCACUGAGGUCAUGUUCUUAGUCAGAUUUCUGGGAGUUUGGAAGCUUUGAUGGCAGCAUGCUGAAUUGAUAAAGCCGAUAUUUUUGUGUCUGUAAAAGGUCUGAGAGUAGUUGAGGAGACUUGCAACAGGUCGGUGGGCAAAGGCUUUGCUGUUUCAGUCUGGUCUUUUUUUAACUCCAAUGUCUUUAUUUUUCCAGCUGCACUGAUAUCAGUCAUUUUUACUGCAUUACUGAACAGGCAUUUCCUUUUUUCCUUGUUUGUCUGGAUGUUGUUAGAUCUGAUUACUUGUAUUUUAUUUUAUUUUUUUAAUUGUUUACUGAAACAACAUCCAACCAUCCAUUUUCUAUUGCACUCAUCCGAAAUUCGGCUCACGGGUAUGCUGGAGCCCAUCCCUGCUGACUUUAGGCGAAAGGCGGGAAACACCCUGGACUGGUCGCCACCCAAUCUCAAUAUCACAUAUAGACAAAAAACCAUUCCCACUCAUGGAGAAUGAGGAGUCUGGCAUGUUUUGGGAAUGUGAGUGGUAGCCGGGUUCCCCCCCCCAAAAAAAACACGCAAUUACAGAGAACUUGCAAAGUCUACACAUGAGGGCCUGAGCUAAGAUUCCAACCCAGAACCUGAGAACCGUGAGACAGACGUGCUAACAACUAUUUUUUUACCUGAAGAAUGACCAGUAGUUUAAUCACACACAUUGGAAUAGUCAAAAUGACAGUAUACAAAGGGAAAUUACAUAGUCAAUGGUCCCUUUAUUAGAUACACAAUAGAAUAACAUACAAGAGCAUUUUCUUUCUUGUUAUCUAUAAUGUUCCUAGUUAUCUAUAAUGUUCCAAGCUUAGUGACGGAAAAAAAAGGAGAAAUUCUCACUUUAACUAGUAAAAUAUACAAAAACAAGGAUAAUUUAUUCUAUUUUGGGGCUCAAACUCAAAAUUAAUAAAAUAUACAUGUGAUUAUACAAUAAUAUCAUCUGGAUAUUUCUAGGUCCUGUUCUGAAUUAGUUCACCCUCAUAAUCUUAACUAGUGGAAUAAUUUGUCUCUGUUCCAUUUAAAACAUGUUUUACAUGUCUGUGUAAUGUUACAGUUGUCCACUAGAGGGAGGCAAAUAGCCAUUUUUCUCUAUCCAUCAGUUGAGCUUUGAACAAGUGUAACAGAACCCGAGGGAGUGAACGUUCCAUGUUCCCUUUUUAUUACACCAUGAACGUGUCAGGACUCCACUGAGUACUCGUGCUGUCGAAUCUUUGCGAGCAUCCCGCAGGAGACAGUGAAACAAUUGGGAAAGUGGGUCACGCAGCUGCCUGGGAAAAUGUGAUUUAUUUAGCUCACAUGAUUGACUUUUGACCAAAAGGCAGUGAAUUUGGUCUGUUUUUGUUCAUUCAGGUAUUAGCAUCACUUUAAUUCUUUAAUAGUUUUUUUUUUCUUUUUAGGAAAACCAAGAAAUGAGAGUAGUGCUCUCCACAAAAGCCUGCCCAGCGUGAGAGGAAAUGAACACUAUUAUUGCGGAAUAGUGUGAGAUAUUGCGCAGCACUGUGAGAUAAGCAAUUAGCCAUUUGGCUUUGAGUCAUGAGUGUGGAUGACACAGUGUUGUCACAUGACACAUUAACCUUUUCUGUCAUUGUGCGUAAUUGUAAUGGCAAUGUUCGAAUCCACUUGACUUUAGAGGAGACAUAUUAAUAAGACGUCUGUGAGAUGCUUCCAUCAAUAAAAAACAAACGAAAAAACAAGGAUCAAGUAUUACAGUGUAUUUGACACACACUACUUAUGGUCUUGGUGAAAUUAGCUUGUUUUGCAGGGCUGGCCUUGUCUCAUGCAAGUGAGUGACUGUAUACCCCAGCUCCAUAUCCUGCUGGACACCAAACCGCCACCGAGUCGACAACAUCACUAAGCAGUCAAAUAUGGUCUGCUCAUCCGAAGCAAGCAUUGUUAGCGAGCGCUAAUCUGUGCAUCAAACAAUACCCAAUGCAGCUCUGCUUACCCUUUGGCUUUGACAUGAUUAGGUCGUCGCACCUGGAGGGGUGCGGGUGUUUCUGCAUGAUAGUGUUUCAGACUGCAGUUGCUUUAAAGCGGCUCCGGAUCUUCGCCCAGCCUAACUUUCACGUCAUGUGCAGAGAAGCUAAAUGUGGUGGCGUUUGUUGAGUAAAUUAGCCCCAAUGUUACAUAACAGUGGCCCUGAAAUUCAAAACAGCUUGCUCAGACACACAUUUUCAAAACUGAGUAGAUAACAGAAGAUGUAUUUGUUUAAUUUCACAUUUGAUGGCUGGCAGGCGCUCCUGAGAACCUUCUAUUUGUAUACAAACGAUUUAAAAAUUACUUUACCAAUAUGUCACCUUCAGUGAUCCCGGUAACGCGUUACAAAGUAACAAAGUAACGCGUUACUCCAAAAUACAGCUAUGAGUAACGAACAAAGUAAUGUGGUACUUUUCCCGGGAAAGUAGGUAGACUACAGUCACUUCGUCAAACCAACAAUAGUUACCCCCAACCACCCUCCCCCCGUCAAUCACCCACAGCUUUGCUAGUUAAGCAGCUGGUUAAACUUGUCACUGGGAGUGAAAAGGUUUUCUCGCUCUUCGCAUCAAAAUGAAUGUGGUGUGAGCAAUGGUGUGUGUGUGUGUGUGUGUGUGUGUCACUCACUUUCACGUUUCCGUACACGCACGCACAAACGCACGCACACACACACAGUUGCCUUCAUGGACAAUGACCGUCAUCUAUCGAUCUAUCUAUCUAUCUGUCUAUCUGUCUGUCUGUCUGUCUGUCUGUUAGUUAAGAGUCUUUAGAGACGUGUACUGAGAAUGGUGUGCAUUUAGGUACUUACUGUACUGUGUUGGCAUGUCAAGUCUGCACUAAGUUGUUGAUUUAAUGUGGCUUCAACCACACUAAUAUUUAAGUUAUUGGUUCACGUUGAUGACCUCAUUCUGUAACUUGUGUGCCGUACCUUACCAAGUAAUGGUUACGGUUAAGCUAAUGUUUUUUUUGUACUCUGGAUAAGUGAUAUUCCUGCCACUUGGCAGCUGCUGAAAGUAACUAAAAAGGGACUUUUUUCGAACUUAGUUACUUUUGAAAUCAAGUAAUCAGUAAAGUAAGUUACUUUUUCAAGGUAACUGUGGCAACACUGGUCACCAGUAACAGGCAUUCCCACCGCCACACCAACCAUAAGUAUGGUUAAAUUUCAAAAAAAUGCAAUCCAAUGGAGAAGGGAGGGUGCAGAAAGAAAAAGGCCAGUCAAUUCACAUGGCAGAGGCAGCGAGCUAAAAAGAGACACCGCCGGGAAGAAGUGUGACAGAAAGAGAGUGACGAGCGCGCUGACAGGAUGCGGACACAGAUCGGAGCGCAACGACGAUGAGCAUAUAGCAGCAGAGAGACGCGACCGUGGAAGGAAAGUUAGAAGACGAGGGCAGGAUGAGCGUCCGGUGGGAGACGGAGGGCCUGCAGACGGUGGGCAUCGUGUGUUUGGUCAUCAUGUUCCUCAAACUGAUGCACCUGCUGGGCCUCAUCGAUAUCACUGAGACCGAGAGCAGUGACAGUGAUCUGGAGCUGUCAACGGUGCGUCACCAGCCGGAGGGUCUGGACCAGCUUCAGACUCAGACCAAGUUCACCAGGAAGGAGCUUCAGUCCCUCUACAGGGGCUUCAAAAAUGAGUGUCCCAGCGGGUUGGUUGAUGAGGAGACAUUCAAGUCCAUCUAUUCUCAGUUCUUUCCCCAAGGAGACGCGACCACGUACGCUCACUUCCUCUUCAACGCCUUUGACAUCGACAGGAAUGGCUCGAUCCGCUUUGAAGACUUUGUCAUCGGCCUGUCCGUGCUCCUCAGGGGCUCCGUCACAGAGAAGCUCAACUGGGCAUUCAACCUCUAUGACAUCAACAAAGAUGGCUACAUCACCAAAGAGGAGAUGCUAGCAAUAAUGAAGUCCAUUUACGACAUGAUGGGCAGGUAUACGUACCCAUGUGUGCGAGACGAGGCUCCGUCUGAGCACGUGGACAAGUUCUUCCAGAAAAUGGACAGAAACAGAGAUGGUGUUGUAACCAUUGAAGAGUUCAUUGAGACCUGCCAGAAGGAUGAGAACAUCAUGAACUCCAUGCAGCUGUUUGAGAACGUUAUCUAAUGUAUCAUCAGGAUGCUCUGAGAUCAUUUUUUUUUCAUACAGCACACCCUCACAAACACAGCACACCCAUCACGCACACUCCAAACACCAAAUAGAGGAAGGACAUCUUGGCACUUAAUGUAAGUAGUGUAAAGAUACAGAGAGGAUUUUUCUAUUUCUCACCAUGCUUCUUUUAGCUGUAUUAUCUCGCAGCUACUUAAAAGGACCACCGUGGACACGAGAUGAGCUUCCUGCAGGGAGCGCACACCUUUUUUGUGUCCUUAAAAAAGCCACAAAAUGACUUUUGUUACCAAAUUGAAAGAAGAGAUCAUCGCCAAAUGAAAGACAAGACUAAGGCCUAACAGUUCCUUUUCAUUCAGACACAUGCACUGCACAAAGUCAGCCCUGCUGCGCUCAUGGACUAGUGUGAGGAAAUGGAAACUAAAAAGGGGAAACAAAGUAUGUUUGUGAUGUGAAAUUAGCUUGCACUAUGAUUUCAUGCUUAGGCGCCUUGGAAAUCAAGGCAUCGUCAACAUGCUCUAGGGGACCUUUCUAUAAAUAGUGUAAGAAAAGCUGUCACCUUUGGAAACAAAUAUGAUCCGGACAACGCUAUGUUUACUUGAAAAAUAUUUAGUUACAUCAUCCCACGGAAUCAAAGCAGAUUGCUGUUGUGUUCUUUUGUAUUUUAUGGAGACUACUUUGAAAAUGGUAAGCUGCGGAGAGUUUAUCUGUGCGGUACUGUAGAGAAUGAGGUCUGUAAAUCUGGGGUUUAUACGCUGCAUGAAGGCUAUGUUGGUUCUUCAGUAUCUACUCGCAUGAUGACUUCAAGUACAGUCAGACCUUUGUGACGUGGGUUAAUAAAGAUGCAGUCGACUGCUGUGA